Messenger RNA from Manihot esculenta (cassava), 1516 nucleotides. RefSeq lists its product as uncharacterized. The transcript is spliced from 3 exons. NCBI's taxonomy places the organism in Eukaryota, Viridiplantae, Streptophyta, Magnoliopsida, Malpighiales, Euphorbiaceae. The coding region runs from base 219 to 1163 and encodes 314 amino acids. The record is from RefSeq and is a predicted model, not a curated record.
CUCUUUUUCAUUUUCCCUUCCCUCAUAUAUAAACUCCUCCUUCCCGGCGAUUUCCAAAACAGCACCACAAACACUCGCAAACAGAAACAAUAUACAAACCCAAAGAACUUCUCCGCAAGAAAGAUAAAAUCGCGAGAAACAAACAGCCGAGAGAGAGAUAUAUAAAGAGGAGGGAUCAGAGCUCUCAUCAGAGAGUCCGUGUGUGUUGUGAGAUUUCAAUGGUGUAUUCUGGAGAGUCAGGAGAGAAAGCAAAAAGGUUGGUUAUGGCGAUGGGAACGGAGAGGUCGAAGCCACCGCUUCAUAAUUUUAAUCUGCCUUGCUUGAAGUGGGGGAAUCAGAAACAUCUUCGCUGCAUGAAAGUUUCCGAUUCAUCUACUUCUAAGGAUAAGAACAUCAGCAGUGGAAUCUCCACCGAUCGCAUUCGCAGCAGCCGAUCUCCUCCGUCUAAAUUUGUUGCUCCUGCGGAUUACGAAACUCGCCCAUUCAAGAGACCAAAAGCUAGAUAUGACGGCGGCGGCGGCGGCGAUGGCCAGGGUGGGAUCGGUGAAGUUAGAGAGAAGCUGGUAUUUGAUUUCAAAACGGCCGCAGAUAAGAUGAAAGAUGCAAUUUUGAUGAAAGAAGUAUCAGGUGAAGGAGGCCAGUUGCGGGUGGUUCAGCGGCACGAGAAGGUAGAUAAGGAAGAGGAAGUGGAGGAGCAAUCUCCCUCUUCAGUUCUACCGUCGGCGGUUGUUGCGGAGGCAGAGCAAGAGGUGAGACCUUGGAAUCUGCGAAAAAGGAGAGCGGCAUGUAAAGCUCCGAUUGUCGGAAAUUCUGUUACUGGGAAGGGCUUGAAAAUUGAGGAGAAGAAUGUCUGGAAUUAUUCGCCGUCGAGGAGUGAGAGCGCGAAAUCGCCUAGGCUUAGAGGAGAUAAAAAGGAAAGAGAGGAUGAGAAGGAAAAGGAGACGGAGAAGGUGAAGACGAAGUUUGCAUUGGCGCUCUCAAGGAAGGAGAUCGAGGAGGAUUUUAUGGAGAUGGUUGGUCAUAGACCAGCUCGGCGGCCCAAGAAGCGAAACAGGAACGUGCAGAAGCAGUUGGAUAUGCUCUUUCCUGGAUUGUGGUUGACGGAGAAUAUUACCGUUGACACAUAUAAGGUGCCGGAGUUACCUGAUAAUGGGAAGAGGUAGUAAUUGGAGCGGUGGAUUUUAAGCAAAGAUCAAAUUUCAAGGCUUCUGUUUGCUGACUACUAUGGUAACUUGAGAUUCGUAAUGCCAGUUUAGGAGAAUAGCACACCAUCUUCGAGAAUAGGGAUUUGAUUUCAUAAAUUUGCUAGUGACCCAAUGAGGUGUAAGUUCAGUUGCUCUGAAAUUGCUAAUUUUGUUCUCUUCAAUUAUGAUUCUUUCUCUCUUCCUUGUUUAUCGAAAUAAUGUUGUGUAAAGAAAAAGGUUGUCAGAUGUUCAUGUCCUUAAAUGUAAGUAAGGGAAUGCCUUGUUCUUACCAAUUUGGUAUGUUAUUGAUGAAUCCAUUCUCCGCCUUGAAA